AUGGAGGCUUCUCAAAUCCCAUCCAUUGCCGUGAUCGCCUCGUCGCGCGCCGUCAUCUCCGGCCGUUUGACAUCAGCCACCAUUGUCAUCUCUCGCACUACCGGCAAGAUCACGGCCGUCUUUGAUUCGGUGAUCCCGGCUUCUGAUUUCCCUGCUGGCACCCCCUAUACUGAUUAUUCUCCCCACGUUCUGCUCCCCGGUCUGGUUGACGCCCAUGUCCACCUGAACGAGCCGGGCCGCACCGAAUGGGAGGGCUUCUAUACCGGCACCCAGGCGGCUGCCUUUGGCGGUGUCACCACGGUCAUCGACAUGCCCCUGAAUGCGAUUCCUCCUACCACCACGGUGGCCAACUUCAAGGAGAAACUCCGUGCUGCCCAAGGGAAGUGCUGGGUUGAUGUUGGCUUCUAUGGCGGCAUCAUCCCCGGCAAUGCCGGUGACUUGAAGGCCCUCGUCCAAGAGGGUGUCCGUGGUUUCAAGGGCUUCCUCAUUGACAGUGGGGUCGACGAAUUCCCUGCCGUGUCUUCCGAAGACAUCCGUAAGGCCAUGGCUGAGCUAGCGGAUGAGCCCACGACCCUCAUGUUCCACGCCGAGAUGCUGCCGCCCUCCACUGAUUCCGAGGAGAAGGACCAGGCUCUCGAAGGUCCCGCAGAGGCGUACUCGACCUUCCUUGCAUCCCGUCCGUCGGCGUUUGAGACCUGUGCCGUAGAGGAGAUCAUUAACCUGUCUCAGGUGGCCCCCAAACUCCCUCUUCACAUUGUUCAUUUGUCUGCCAUGGAAGCUAUCCCUCUGUUGCGCAAAGCCCGCGCUGAUGGCGUUCCUAUCACUGCGGAAACCUGCUUCCACUACCUGUCCUUGGCGGCUGAAGAGAUCCGGGAUGGAGACACCCGCCACAAGUGUUGCCCACCCAUCCGUUCCCAGUCGAACCAGGACGCGCUGUGGGAUGAGUUGGAGCGCCAUGCGGAAGAUGGUGUGAUCCAGACGGUUGUCUCGGACCACUCCCCCUGCACCCCUGAUCUUAAGCUCCUGCCAUCCCACGUCCCUGGCUGCUGCCCAUCAGACGGCGACAGCACUCAAGUUGACAAUGAGGGUAGCUUCCUUUCCGCCUGGGGCGGUAUCUCAUCAGUUGGCCUCGGCCUUCCCAUCCUGUGGACGGAGCUUAGCCGUCGCAAGGCCCUGAAGGCAGCAGACGAAACCACGACCCAACAGGCUCUGCAGGACGUUGUACGACUCUGCUGCACCAAUACUGCCGUCCAGGUUGGCCUACAGCACCAGAAGGGUGACCUUGUCCCCGGCCACGACGCCGACAUCUGUGUCUUCGACGACACCGCAGAAUGGGUCGUCGAGCCCAGCACCAUGCUCUUCCGCAACAAGUGCUCACCCUACCAGGGCCGCAAGCUUCGUGGACUGGUCCGCGAGACCUGGCUGCGUGGCGAGAAGAUCUUCAGCCGCGACGAUGGCUUCAGCACCAAGACGCCCUCCGGAGGCUUGCUUCUGGAGAAGCGUGCUUGUUAA
Molecule: messenger RNA, 1512 nt
Organism: Aspergillus luchuensis
Lineage: Eukaryota; Fungi; Ascomycota; Eurotiomycetes; Eurotiales; Aspergillaceae
Product: allantoinase alX
Exons: 2
Coding region: 1-1512 (503 amino acids)
Biological process (GO): purine nucleobase catabolic process; allantoin catabolic process
Cellular component (GO): cytoplasm
Molecular function (GO): cobalt ion binding; allantoinase activity; zinc ion binding
Source: RefSeq, a predicted model, not a curated record